Messenger RNA from Cydia splendana, 798 nucleotides. It is a transcript of the gene Prosbeta3, whose product is annotated as proteasome subunit beta type-3. Gene Ontology annotation, biological process: proteasome-mediated ubiquitin-dependent protein catabolic process. The record is from RefSeq and is a predicted model, not a curated record. The coding region runs from base 128 to 745 and encodes 205 amino acids. Gene Ontology annotation, cellular component: proteasome core complex; proteasome core complex, beta-subunit complex. The transcript is spliced from 5 exons. NCBI's taxonomy places the organism in Eukaryota, Metazoa, Arthropoda, Insecta, Lepidoptera, Tortricidae.
CAGUUUAUGAUUAUCUGUGGUCGUUUUUGUCGCCGAAUGAUAUGUCAUUUUCGAGUCCCGCAAAUCGCUUCAAGUUUGAGUAAAAUAAUUCAUUUUAAAAACAAAACGUAGUGUGAAACAAUAAAAAAUGUCGAUUUUGGCGUACAAUGGUGGUGCAGUAGUAGCGAUGAAGGGGCAGGACUGCGUGGCUAUCGCCACAGACAAGCGCUACGGUAUCCAGGCACAGACCGUGUCCACAAACUUCCCGAAGGUGCAGCGGAUGGGUCCCACACUGUUUGUGGGACUGCCGGGGCUUGCUACUGAUACACAGACCGUGUAUCAGAGGCUAAAGUUUAGAAUGAACCUGUACGAGCUGAAAGAGAACAGAGUAAUGACUCCCAAAACAUUCUCCGCCAUGCUGUCCAACCUGCUGUACGAGAGGCGCUUCGGACCCUACUUCAUCGAACCCGUCAUUGCCGGACUGGACCCCUACACUUCCAAACCUUAUGUGUGCAAUAUGGAUGUGAUUGGCUGCCCGAAUGAGCCAGAAGAUUUCGCAGUGUCGGGUACUUGCGCCGAGCAGCUAUACGGCAUGUGUGAAGCCCUGUGGGAACCCAACCUCAAGCCGGAUGAGCUGUUUGAGACCAUCUCACAGGCGCUGGUGAACGCGGCGGAUCGCGACGCCAUCUCAGGCUGGGGCGCCGUCGUAUACAUCAUCGAGAAGGACAAGAUCACCGAGAAGCACGUCAAGACGAGGAUGGACUAGUUAUACUAUUGCACACUUCUCUAUAUACAUUUAUUAAUAAACUAUGAAAAUCU